This is a messenger RNA of Harpegnathos saltator (Jerdon's jumping ant), 2045 nucleotides long. RefSeq names its product leucine-rich repeats and immunoglobulin-like domains protein 1. The record is from RefSeq and is a predicted model, not a curated record. The transcript has 4 exons. The coding region runs from base 378 to 2033 and encodes 551 amino acids. Lineage: Eukaryota; Metazoa; Arthropoda; Insecta; Hymenoptera; Formicidae. Gene Ontology annotation, molecular function: protein binding.
UAUUUUCUUCAUCGUCUAUCGAUAAUAUUCUGAUUAUUAAUGAUGAUAAUAAUUUUGUUAUUAACACUAACAUGAGAUUGACAUUUGUUUCUAAUCAUUAAUUAUUAUCAAUCAUACUCAUGCUUCGCGGAAUGUAAUCUAGCAGCAAGAUAAAGCAAAGUUUGUAAAGUGAGCAAUAUAAAGAUGUCCUAUUAUCUAUCAUAAAUACUGCGUCCGCGAUAUGCUAUCAGAACCGAUAUAUACGUAGUUUGUUGUAUGACUAACAAUAAGUUCUGAGUCUUCCGUUCAGGUACAUUUCGUCAGUAGUCCGAAAAUACUACAUUUGAAAUGUGAUACAUCGUUCAUAACGUAAUAUAUAUACAUCUGUGUGUGUCAUAAUGUUUAAUAUCAUUAAUAUUGUAAUACUGUUGCUUCUGACAUUAUGCAGCAAUCAAUGUUUGUGCGACAUAUGUAAAGUGUGCGAAUGCGUCAACACAGAUUCGGGACUAAUCGUUUAUUGCCGUGGAAAGUUCACACAGAAUGACGAAACCUUCUAUUACGAAUUUCUUACGACGGACGAUCGUUCUCUGUAUAAACUCGUCCAGACCGGAAACUUUGGUACAGUGUUACUAACUAGCCAAAUUCUGAAAAAGAUGAAAUACCUGAAGCAACUGGACCUGUCCGGAAAUCUGUUGGAGAAUAUACACAUAGAUGUCUUCGAGGAUCUAAGCGACCUCGAAGACUUAAGUUACUCCAACAAUCGCCUAUCCAGUUUCAACAUUUCUGUCCUGAACGCGAAUUUCCCUCUCGUGAAACUUAAUUUGAGUCACAAUAUGAUUAACAGUCUGGAAAGAAGCUCGCAACACAUGGUUACAAGUCUAAAGGUGCUUGACCUAUCUUACAAUAACCUGACCUAUGUAUACGAUGACUUCUUGAAGGCUGUACCACGAGUCGAAUAUCUGGAUUUCUCCUUCAAUAGACUCAGCGAACUGGAAGCGAACGCUCUGAUGCACCUGCAGUACCUAAAGAUCCUCCGCAUCAAUGACAAUCGUCUUCUAUCUUUGAGCUUUCAGGAUCUUCCUUUAAGGCUGGAAGAACUUCAUGCAGGAGGCAACUUCAUCGGCAUCUUGUUACCUAAGAAAAUAUCUAUUCGUGUUCUAAAUAUCGAGAACAAUCGAAUUUCUGACUUGAGGGAAGAAUUCUCGUUGCUGGAGGAACUGAUGCAUUUAAAUAUAAGCGGGAAUUUCUUAUCUGAAUUCCCGUCGGUGAAGCUGAAACAUUUGGAGUCAUUGGAUCUUUCAUUCAAUAACUUGACGAUUAUUCCGAAAUCUAUUUCAACGAACUUUUUCCCUAUGCUGAAAAUAUUCAACGUUAGUGGAAAUCCAUUGCAGGAUCUGAAAUUGCAAUCUGAAUUAAAAUUAAAUAUUUUCGAGGCAAAUUACAUGGAUAUGAUAGAAGGGAUACAUGAAGAUACAUUUGAGAAAUUGAAGGGGAGAGCGAAUGAAUGCAUAAAUGUAACUAUUUCCAACAACAACAAACUGAGUGUAAUGGCGGAGAAUGCUUUUCACGAUAUCAACAUGUGCUUCCUAGAUAUGAGCAACAAUCGUUUUACUCAAUUUUCACCUAAAAUAGUAUAUGAAAGUACAAUAUUAAAGAACACAAGUUUCCUCAUCAAUCUGCAAGGAAACCCGUUUGUUUGCAACUGCUCAUUGCAGUGGAUGCUAGGCAACCUUAUUCCUUACCUUUAUAAAAUGGAACCCAAACUCUUGGAGGAACUGAGAUGCGCUGGACCAGCUCCUUUCACAAAUAUAAGAAUAGUCCACUGGUACAAGUGGCAGAAUAUUAAGGUAUUUUGCAACGAGCUACCUAAAAGAUUAUUGAUGGCAAGUGUUGCAGAAGUGUCCAGUCAGCAGACGGCGACGUUUAGCUUGAGUAAUGGAAUGCUGAUUGUCUUAAGCAUUACAAUGACGAUGCUCAUAUUUUUUGUAAUAAUCGGUAUUGUGAUGACUCGAAAAAUGAUUGUAAAGAAAAGACGAAUCAAUAGGAGAUUUUAGGAAAAAUAUCAA